UGAAGGUGGGGUUAGAGUCCCAUUCCUGGCAGGUCUUUCUGGGCGAGCAGCGAGGUUGUAAAGAGGCAGAUCGCGUUUGCCUUGUGCGUUUGCCUUCUCCGCAACCCGCGCUGCCCACAGUCAGCUGCCCACCAUGCCAUUCUCAAACAGCCACAACCUCUUGAAGAAGAACUUUGAUGCAGAGGAUGAGUAUCCCGACUUGAGCACCCACAACAAUCACAUGGCUAAAGUGCUGACCUUGGAGUUGUAUGCCAAGUUGAGGGAUAAACUGACUUCUAGCGGAUUUUCUGUGGACGAUUUGAUUCAGACGGGGGUUGAUAACCCAGGUCACCCCUACAUUAUGACAGUAGGAUGCGCAGCUGGAGACGAGGACACAUAUGUAGUGUUUAAGGACAUCCUUGACAAAAUUAUUGAGGACCGACAUGGAGGGUACAAGCCUACGGACCUGCACAAGACGGACUUGAAUCCUGAAAACUUGCAGGGCGGUGAUGAUCUGGACCCCAACUACGUCCUAAGUUCACGUGUCCGAACUGGCAGGAGUGUUCGUGGCUUCUGCCUUCCCCCUCAUUGUAGCAGAGGAGAGAGACGUGCUAUUGAAAAGCUUUCUGUGGAAGCUUUGGCUAACCUGGAAGGAGACCUCAAUGGAAAGUACUAUGCCCUGAAGAACAUGACAGAUGACGAACAGCAGCAGCUCAUUGAUGACCACUUCCUGUUUGACAAGCCUGUUUCUCCUCUCCUCUUGGCCUCUGGCAUGGCACGAGACUGGCCCGAUGGCCGCGGUAUCUGGCAUAAUGACAACAAGACCUUCCUUGUGUGGAUCAAUGAGGAAGACCACCUUAGAGUUAUCUCCAUGCAGAAAGGUGGAAACAUGAAGGAAGUCUUUGCCCGCUUCUGUACUGGGCUAACGCAGAUCGAAACACUCUUCAAAUCCAAAUCCUAUGAAUUUAUGUGGAACCCCCACCUCGGCUAUAUCCUGACCUGCCCAUCCAACUUGGGCACGGGUCUGCGUGCAGGAGUCCACGUUAAGCUGCCCAACCUUGGCAAACACGAGAAAUUCGGCGAAGUCCUCAAGAGGCUGAGGCUGCAGAAACGUGGCACAGGUGGUGUGGACACUGCUGCAGUGGGAGGAGUAUUUGACGUCUCUAAUGCUGACCGCCUCGGCUUCUCUGAGGUGGAGCUGGUACAGAUGGUCAUUGACGGAGUGAAGCUGCUGAUUGAAAUGGAGAAACGCCUUGAAAAGGGCCAGAGCAUUGACAACCUCAUCCCAAGUCAGAAAUGAAAAGCACUUUAACAUCCCAGCGCCCCCUCCCCUGCCCUCACCCCAUGCUUCUUCCUAACUUAUUGGAUGAAUAUAAUACACACAUGAAAAGGAGGCGCUCCAAUCAAAAGAAAACCUGGAGUCAAAAGAGAAAUUCCCACUUAGUAACACUUGUAGAAAGUCUUCCAUCCAUAUGUGUUAGAGUUUAUUUUUUUGAUGGCUGAAAUGUCACUGAGAAACUGAAAUAAACCAUUGUUUGGCCUGAGAAA
Messenger RNA from Elgaria multicarinata webbii, 1527 nucleotides. RefSeq names its product creatine kinase B (gene CKB). The transcript has 8 exons. The record is from RefSeq and is a predicted model, not a curated record. Gene Ontology annotation, molecular function: creatine kinase activity. Gene Ontology annotation, biological process: phosphocreatine biosynthetic process. Lineage: Eukaryota; Metazoa; Chordata; Lepidosauria; Squamata; Anguidae. The coding region runs from base 134 to 1279 and encodes 381 amino acids.